AUGAUUUGUUCUGCCGAACAGGUACUCCAGAAUAGGAAGGAACUAGGUGCCAAGUUAGAUAAUCAGUCACGUAAACAUUCAGUCAAACCCUCUGUCGACUCAGACGAGGAUUUCGAGCAAGCACCUAAGUUUAAGAGUAAGAAGUUGAAACGUUCAGAUAUAGAUUUGCCUAAGUUUUCUGAUUAUGUAAAGAUUGAUCCAUCUAUUUCCAAACAUAGUCUAGAUUGUAUUAAGGAACUGUCUUCCUCUCGUCCCUCAUCCAAAUCAUCUGUACCACCCAACUCAUCUGUACCACCCAACUCAUCUCUCAACCCAAAUCAUCAGCUCAACCCAAAUCAUCAGCUCAACCCAAAUCAUCAGCUCAACCCAAAUCUUCAGCUCAACCAAAAUCAUCAGCUCAACCCAAAUCAUCAGUUCAACCCAAAUCAUCAACUCAACCCAAAUCAUCAGCUCAACCCAAAUCAUCUGUACCACCUAAAUCAUCAGUUCAACCCAAAUCAUCAGCCCAACCCAAGUCAUCAGUUCUACCCAAAUCAUCAGCUCAACCCAAAUCAUCAGUUCAACCCAAAUCAUCAGUUCAACCCAAAUCAUCAGUUCAACCCAAAUCAUCAGCUCAACCCAAAUCAUCAGUUCAACCCAAAUCAUCAGCUCAACCCAAAUCUUCAGCUCAACCAAAAUCAUCAGCUCAACCCAAAUCAUCAGUUCAACCCAAAUCAUCAACUCAACCCAAAUCAUCAGCUCAACCCAAAUCAUCUGUACCACCUAAAUCAUCAGUUCAACCCAAAUCAUCAGCUCUGGAUCAGAAAUGGAUCCUUCCCAGCCUACUAUCCUUACCCACAGCUUCACCUCUACCUUCCUCCAACCUUGCCUGGAAGUUCAUCCUACUACUGUGCUUAG
Molecule: messenger RNA, 897 nt
Organism: Bolinopsis microptera
Lineage: Eukaryota; Metazoa; Ctenophora; Tentaculata; Lobata; Bolinopsidae
Product: homeobox protein 2-like
Exons: 2
Coding region: 1-897 (298 amino acids)
Source: RefSeq, a predicted model, not a curated record